GCCUCUGCCAGAGACCCUGGGGCAUGGGGCGGGCCGGGCAGGCAGCCGGGGCGGGCCCUUAGCCGUGCUGCUCAGCCCCCCUCAUCCUCCUGAGCCUGCGCGGACGACAGGCCCAGCUGUGGCUCAGGCCCCUCCUGUGACCAGGCCGGGCCCUGCUUGCCUGGUCCCACGCUCAGGGCUGUCUGUGCUCUUUCCUCUGCAAGCUUGCUGGGGGCGGGCAGGGUGUGGGAGAGCAGGUGAACUGGGGUCCACUGCUUCCGGGGAGGUGCAGGGGAGGGCAUCGGGCACCCUCGUAGGGGCUGCUACCAGCCUCACCCCCACCCCACAGCUGGGAGAGCCUGGACUGGCCUGGCAGGCCAUCAAGGGGCACGUGGCAGCUUUCCCGGGCGCAGUGGGAGGGAGGACAGAGGCUCCGGGCCUGUCGGGAAGCCGACCAGGUGCACUCUGCCUUAAGCAGUGCCCCACCGCCAGGGCAGGGGAGGCCAGUGCCGGGCCCUGGAGAGCCAUCCUCACAGCCUGCCCGCUGCCUUUCCCCGGGUAGCUGCCCCCGGGGUGCCUGGAAAACGAAGCACCUUCGCGGACCCAAGCCCCCUGCAGCACUGAAACCAGGGAUCUGCAUGGCCUCACUGAGCCUAGCCCUGCGUGUGGCAACCACGUGCCCUCGCCAGAGCCCUGCCCGGGGCCUCGGGCUGCGCCUGCUGACCAGCACAGCCGGCCCCACCACUGAGAAGAAUGUGCCGUAUCAGCGGACCCUGAAGGAGACAGAGGGCCCCUCAGCGGUGGCCCGAGGCCCCAGCCAUCCCCUGCCCAGCUCGGCUGAUGUGGUGGUCAUCGGUGGGGGCAGCUUGGGCUGCCAGACCCUGUACCACCUGUCCAAGCUGGGUGUGAGCGGGGCAGUCCUGCUGGAGCGAGAGCGACUGACAUCCGGGACCACCUGGCACACGGCAGGCCUGCUAUGGCAGCUGCGGCCCAGCGACGUGGAGGUGGAGCUGCUGGCCCACACCCGGCGCGUGGUGAGCCAGCAGCUGGAGGAGGAGACCGGGCUGCACACGGGCUGGAUCCAGAACGGGGGGCUCUUCAUCGCGUCCAAUCGGCAGCGCCUGGACGAGUACAAGAGGCUGAUGUCGUUGGGCAAGGCCUACGGUGUGGAGUCCCAUGUGCUGAGCCCAGCAGAGACCAAGGCUCUGUACCCACUGCUGAACGUGGAGGACCUCUACGGGACCCUGUACGUGCCCCACGACGGCACCAUGGACCCUGCCGGCACCUGCACCACCCUCACCCGGGCAGCUACUGCCCGAGGAGCACAGGUCAUUGAGAACUGCCCAGUGACUGGCAUCCAGGUGCGGACCGAUGACUUCGGAGUGCGGCGGGUGGCAGCCGUGGAGACAGAACAUGGCACCAUCCAGACGCCCUGUGUGGUCAACUGUGCAGGUGUGUGGGCGAGCACUGUGGGCCGGAUGGCUGGAGUUCGGGUCCCGCUGGUGGCCAUGCACCACGCCUAUGUGGUCACCGAGCGCAUCGAGGGGAUCCAGAACAUGCCCAACGUCCGCGACCACGAUGCCUCUGUCUACCUCCGACUGCAAGGGGAUGCCUUGUCCGUGGGGGGGUACGAGACCAACCCCAUCUUCUGGGAUGAGGUGUCGGACGAGUUUGCCUUCGGCCUCUUUGACCUGGACUGGGACGUGUUCACACAGCACAUGGAGGGCGCCAUCAACCGUGUCCCUGUGCUGGAGAAGACAGGGGUCAAGUCCACGGUCUGUGGCCCAGAGUCCUUCACCCCAGACCACAAGCCCCUGAUGGGGGAGGCACCUGAGCUCCGGGGCUUCUUCCUGGGCUGCGGCUUCAACAGCGCGGGUAUGAUGCUGGGUGGCGGCUGCGGGCAGGAGCUGGCGCACUGGGUGGUCCACGGGCGCCCGGAGAAGGACAUGCACGCCUACGACAUCAGGCGCUUCCACCACUCGCUCACUGACCACCACCGCUGGGUCCGCGAGCGCAGCCACGAGUCCUACGCCAAGAACUACUCGGUGGUCUUCCCCCACGACGAGCCGCUGGCUGGACGGGGCAUGAGGAGAGAGCCACUGUCAGGUGAACUCCUCGCUCAAGGCUGUGUGUUCCAGGAGCGGCACGGCUGGGAGCGACCGGGAUGGUUCAGCCCCCAGGGGCCAGCGCCGGUCCUCAGCUACGACUACUACGGGGCUUACGGGAACCAGGCGCACCAGGACCACACCUACGCCCGGCUGCUGCAGGAGGAGUACACCUUCGACUUCCCGCCCCACCAGCCGCUGAUCAGGAAGGAGUGUCUGGCCUGCAGAGGGGCUGCUGCUGUGUUCAACAUGUCCUACUUUGGGAAGUUCUACCUGCUGGGGUUGGACGCCAAGAAGGCUGCAGACUGGCUCUUCUCGGCAGACGUCAGCCGGCCCCCAGGCUCGACAGUGUACACCUGCAUGCUGAACCACCGGGGUGGCGUGGAGAGUGACCUGACCGUCAGCCGCCUGGCCCCCGGCACCCAGGCCUCCCCACUCUCCCCAACCUUUGAAGGGGACGGCUACUACCUGGCUGUGGGCGGAGCCGUGGCCCAGCACAACUGGUCCCACAUCAGCACGGUGCUGCAGGACCAGCGGUUCCGGUGCCAGCUGGUCGACAGCUCUGAAGACCUGGGCAUGAUCAGCAUCCAGGGCCCAGCCAGCCGGGCCAUUCUCCAGGAAGUGCUCGACACAGACCUGAGUGGUGAGGCCUUCCCCUUCUCCACCCACAAGCUGACGAGAGCUGCCGGGCACCUGGUCCGGGCCAUGAGGCUGUCCUUCGUGGGGGAGCUGGGCUGGGAGCUGCACAUCCCCCGGGAGGCCUGUGUGCCGGUGUACCGGGCUGUGAUGGCGGCAGGUGCCAAGCACGGCCUUGUCAACGCAGGGUACCGUGCCAUCGACUCCCUGAGCAUCGAGAAAGGCUACCGGCACUGGCAUGCAGACCUGCGGCCCGAUGACAGCCCCCUGGAGGCAGGCUUGGCCUUCACCUGCAAGCUCAAGUCCCCUGUGCCUUUCCUGGGGCGCGAGGCCCUGGAGAAGCAGCGGGCCACGGGCCUACGCCGGCGCCUGGUCUGCUUCACCGUGGAGGAGAAAGUGCCCAUGUUCGGCCUGGAGGCCAUCUGGAGGAACGGCCAGGUGGUGGGCCACACCCGGAGGGCCGAUUUCGGGUUUGCCAUUGACAAGACCAUUGCCUACGGCUACAUCUGCGACCCCAGCGGGAGGCCGGUCUCGCUAGACUUUGUGAAGAGUGGCGACUACGCCCUGGAGAGGAUGGGGGUCACCUACGCUGCCCAGGCCCACCUGAAAUCUCCCUUCGACCCCGACAACAAGAGGGUAAAGGGCAUCUACUGACAGGGCCACAGCCGCUCCGGAGGCCCGAGCCUGCCACCCAAACAGCGCAUGGUCCAAGGCCCCAGUAUUGGGUCCUCUCCCUCCUUGGAUCUGCCUGGUCCUGCUAGAGCUCCCAGACCAGCCGUGGACAGAGAGGCCGAGAUGGCCAGUCCCAAGGUCAUAGACCAAAAAGUGCACUAAGCCUCUAGCCCUCCCCGAGACAAACUUGGAACACCUCGGGCUCUGGGACCAUGCCCUGGGGCCCUCCGUGGGCUCCACGGGCUCUGGACCAUGCCCCGAGGCCUUCCACGGGCUCCUCGAAGGGGCUUAGUAGAUGCUGGGUAAGCCCAGAGUAAACUCAGGAGGCAAACAGG
This is a messenger RNA of Tupaia belangeri chinensis (Chinese tree shrew), 3727 nucleotides long. It is a transcript of the gene SARDH, whose product is annotated as sarcosine dehydrogenase. Gene Ontology annotation, cellular component: mitochondrion. The transcript has 22 exons. Gene Ontology annotation, molecular function: protein binding. NCBI's taxonomy places the organism in Eukaryota, Metazoa, Chordata, Mammalia, Scandentia, Tupaiidae. The record is from RefSeq and is a predicted model, not a curated record. Bases 618 to 3374 code for a protein of 918 amino acids.